UCACUUAGUACAUUCUUUGACUGACCCCUAGAAACAAUCAAUCCCUUUCUCUCCCUCGACGAAUUCCCCUGCCCUUUACUUCUUCACAAAUUCACUUUCCAUGCCUUCACUCAAAAUUGCUAAAUUGUUAUCACACUUGCCUUUCGUAAUGCUUUAAGUUCGCAGUUGACGACUGAGGAUUGAACCUAUCAAGGAAUUUCUUUGUCCCUUUCACUCCUUGCUGUUCUGUUUCAAGGAUAAGAAAAGGAGGAAAACGGGUUCAGGAACUUGUGUUUGAAAAUUUGACGAGUUGAGCUGCGUAUUUGGGGGAGAUGGGUUUAAUGGAUUCGCAGGUUUUAGUUGCGCUUGCACUUUCCCUUCUGGGUGGUUUGAGUACCUCUAUUGGAGCACUUUUUGUUGUCCUUAGUGAGACUCCAAAUCUGAAGACACUUGGGCUCUUACAGGGUUUUGCUGCUGGGCUGAUGCUGAGCAUAUCUUUCUUAGACUUGGCUCAUAAUGCCAUUAAUUCCAUUGGCUUCUUAAAGGGAAAUCUAUGGUUCUUUGCAGGUGUAAUUUUCUUUGCGGUGAUUGCCAAUUUCAUCCCCGAACCAAAUCUUGCACCCAUUUCAAAUGCUGGAGAAAAAUAAGAGCCAUUUUGUGCUUCAAAACAGAAAAAUGGGGAUGAGCGUAACAAAGAUAUCAUGAAGAAGCAUCGUCGUCAAGUCUUGUUUAGUGGAAUCAUCACUGCCGUGGGUAUAAGUUUGCACAAUUUUCCCGAGGGAAUGGCAGUGUUCCUUGGAUCAAUGAAGGGUCUUCGUGUUGGUCUGAACUUGGCACUAGCUAUUUCCUUGCACAAUAUUCCUGAGGGUGUUGCUGUUGCACUUCCUAUUUAUUUUGCCACACAAAGCAAAUGGCAGGCAUUCAAGCUGGCUAGUCUUUCUGGUUUCGCUGAACCUCUUGGUGUAAUUGUUGUAGCUUACCUAUUUCCCAGUAGCCUGAAUCCUGAAAUUCUGGAGGGCCUUCUUGCAUCAGUUGGUGGAGUGAUGGCUUUUCUAACCUUGCAUGAAAUGCUGCCUUUGGCAAUUGAGUACACUGGACAAAAGCGAGCUGUAAAGGCUGUUUUUGUUGGCAUGGCAUUCAUGUCUGCAAGCCUAUAUUUUCUUGAGAUGAGCUUGCCUGCGGAAAUGAGCUUGUAGUCAUUGCACCCAAACGGCAUCAAGGGUUUUCGUGCUAUUACACAAUCUGCACGACUGCUGAACGUUUCGUGUAUGAGAAUAUGAUUGAUUGAUGUUUGUAUCAGGAAAGCAUAUAUACAAACACGUGAAUGGGAUUGUUACAUAUUUGAAUAGUAAGAAAAAGAAAAAGAAAAAGAAAAAGAAAGAAAAGACAUACCACAAUACAUUUUA
Molecule: messenger RNA, 1385 nt
Organism: Salvia miltiorrhiza (redroot sage)
Lineage: Eukaryota; Viridiplantae; Streptophyta; Magnoliopsida; Lamiales; Lamiaceae
Product: zinc transporter ZTP29
Exons: 12
Biological process (GO): zinc ion transmembrane transport
Cellular component (GO): membrane
Molecular function (GO): zinc ion transmembrane transporter activity
Source: RefSeq, a predicted model, not a curated record